UACCCCUGCCUCUCCUCUGGGUGGGGUCCAUCCUGAAACCUGUGGUAGAGAUUACAAUAUUUCCUGUCAAAACUACUAGAUGUCAAUAAGCUGUCACUUCAGACAUGCACAAGGUGACCAUCAGAUGCCAGGUUCUUACAAGCCAUCAUGAACUUCACAUAUACCCAGAUAUCUAACCAGUGCCUAGAGUUGGUGGGUAAACAAAAUGUUAACAUUAUAUUCUUACAUUACAACCUGACUGGACGUCUACUUGGACGAUCAAGUGAAAAUGGCAUUAUGCUGAAGAUAAUCAGUACCCUAAUCGGUCUGUUCAUCAUAAUGGAGAACUUGACAGUGCUGGUGGCCCUGCUAAGGUUCCUUCGUUUGAGACGUUGGGUUCACUGCUGUUUAGCAAACAUUGCAUUUAGUGAUCUCCUGGCUGGCAUUUCAUACUUGCUAAAUAUAUGGCUUUCAGGUGAAAUGACUUUCCAAUUGUCCCCACAACAAUGGUUUUUAAGAGAGGGCCUUCUCUUCACCACUCUAGCUGCAUCUACUUUCAGCCUGUUCAUAACAGCAGUGGAACGAUAUUGUACAAUGGUGGCCCUUGUCUCAGAGAGCCACUCUACAAAAGUGGUGCGUGCACAGGGGUUAAUUAUUCUAUGUUGGGUGCUGGCUGCUAUUGUUGGGUCCUUGCCUUUGUUUGGUUGGAACUGCCUAUGCCACAUUGAAACCUGCUCCAGCCUUCUUCCCCUUUACUCAAGGCAAUAUAUUGUAUUUAGCCUUGGCCUUCUGACCAUUAGCCUGAUAGGGAUUAUUGGUUUUUACUGCACUAUUUAUUACUUAGUCUGUUGCACUGCUAGGCAGACUGCAGUCACAACCCAAAGUCGGCGUGCAAUACACUUACUUCAAACCGUUCUCAUCAUCCUUGGCGCAUUUGUAGUCUGCUGGACUCCCCUUUUUGUCUAUCUUUUGGUGGAUUCCUCAUGCACUCCACCUUCCUGUCAAUCCCCAGUAGGACUGGAAUGGGUGCUUGCCUUAGCUGUCUUGAACUCAGCUUGUAACCCUUUAAUUUACUCUCUCAGAAGUUCAGAAGUACGUAAAGCAAUGGUGGCAUUUCUCUGCUGUGCUUGCACUAUGGCUGGAGUUAAGGUACCAGCAUGUCACCAGCAAGGUGCAGAUAUCACCUCAGGUUCAUCAAAUGAAAGUUCACUUAGAAGAAAAAGCAGUGUGCGCCUUUCACGAGCAUUAAGUUUUAGGAGUCCUGUAACCAGCAUUUCUAGUGUGCCCAGUCAGUAAUAAGUCUUCAGACUAAUCUAAGUGAAAAACAGAUACCAUGCCUAAGGAGUUUUGUCUCACAUACAGUAUGUCCACUGAUUGUCAUACAUAGCAUGUAGAAAAAUGGAAGCAAUCAUGAUUUCAAUACUGUGGGUUAUCUUCCAUUAUAUCACUAUUUCUUUUCAUGAGCUAAUUUAAAUGAAAUAUGAUGACCGAUGAUACACAUAUAUGGUAUCCACAUUCAAACACAGCAUUACAUUGUGGUCUAAGCACUUUACUGCUGAUGUGCCAGCAUGGCGCAGAUGUGUUCUGGAGGAAAUUAUUCUCUUACUAUAUGGGCCAGAAAAAAUGCAAUGCAAUGAAUUAAGUGAGAUUUAACUCUGAUCAUUAUCCUAACAUUAAUCUGUAACUUGCAUAUGAAGUUCAGAUUCCAAAUUUUUUAUGAAAAUGCUCUAGAUUGACCUAUAAUACAUCAAAGCAUAGGCACUGGCCUAUAGUACAUCAACAUAUAUACAAUGGAGCAAAACAUUGUCCAGAACAGAACAUUUUAGAAGAAACUUCAUAACUGAAUGCUCUUCCUGAUCAGUCCCAGAUACCAGUCCUAAACAAUCAUGCUUACAGU
This is a messenger RNA of Bufo bufo (common toad), 1876 nucleotides long. RefSeq names its product sphingosine-1-phosphate receptor 4 (gene S1PR4). Lineage: Eukaryota; Metazoa; Chordata; Amphibia; Anura; Bufonidae. The transcript is spliced from 3 exons. Gene Ontology annotation, biological process: G protein-coupled receptor signaling pathway. Gene Ontology annotation, molecular function: sphingosine-1-phosphate receptor activity. Gene Ontology annotation, cellular component: membrane. The record is from RefSeq and is a predicted model, not a curated record. The coding region runs from base 148 to 1275 and encodes 375 amino acids.